UUUCUUUCAGCUGGCAGUGUCCUCAUCUUUGUAACCAAGAAGGCAGAUAGCGAAGAGCUUGCAGCAAAAUUGAAGACUAAAGAUUUUGACGGUAAGCGGCAAUGUGCAAGAAAGUGGUUAAUUAAGGCUAAUAAGCGGGUGUUUCCUGUAAAAGGGCAGUUAUUUGAGAUAAAAUAAGUAGAUGCGAAGAUGAUAUCAGUUAAUCAGUUUACCUUUUGAGUAUGGAUUGUUGCUUGUCGAUAUUGGAAAAUUUUCUUUCAACCAUACCGUGAACUUUCGCUUAUAAGAAUUCCUCCUUGCGAAACGUCCUCCAGUGGCGAUGGGCGAGGAGAAACGUCUGUUUUCGCGGGCUAUCAAUCUGCAAACCAAAAGAAAACAUGCGAUUAAAAGCCCCCCUCAAACUUGUAAGGGAAUGAAUUCGAUUUAUCAUGACGUUUUCAAGCUUAAUUAGAAACCAGUAAAGUGUAAAACGCUUUGUGAUCAGCACUGCUAUAACUUGUUUCGAUGCUCUUUUUUUCGACCAGUUUGAAAGAAACAAAGUCAUCAACGCUUUCAAGAGACCGGAGGUUCCAGUCUUAAGCAUCAUAUAAAGUACUCAAAACACGAACGGUUGAGUACUUUAUAUGAUGUUUAAUCAUUAUUUUUUGCUCGCGCAUUUAGUUUUGUUGUUGCACGGAGACAUGGACCAGUUUGAAAGAAACAAAGUCAUCAACGCUUUCAAGAGACAGGAGGUUCCAGUCUUAGUAGCAACCGAUGUAGCAGGUAGGAUGCGUAGCCAGUUAUUUUACCCACAGAGAAGUUUAUUUUCACACGCUAUUAGUCGGUUCUUAAUUUUACGACUGUUAAUGGGGACCUUAAGCAACUAGAAUGUUGACAUCCUGGGUCCGGUUCCUGGAACGCUGAUUAGCCCUAAUCCAGGGUUACCUUCCUAUGCAUUACUUAGAGAAACAUUUUAUGUAAAUCAUUACUGUGUCUCAGAGUAAAGGCUAAAAAGUAUUUUGUAAGCUUGAGUUAGAUGCUCUUCGCUUAAUCCUGGAUUAAACUUCACCAUCUUUCUAGGAACCGGGCCCUGGAGGUCAAAAAUGGCAACGGAAGCUGACAUUUUCUCUCUUUCAGUGCUUUGGCUCGACAAAUUUGUACAGUGGGAGUUAAUACAAAAGGCAUUCAGAUACGUUGUGCGAGACAAAAACCUUUACCAAGCAAAACGUCGAACUUCCAGUUGCUAUUCAUGUCGUCUGGGAGGUCAGCGUUCUCGUUGUUUAAGCUUGCUAAUAUUCCAUGUAUGCUCCAUUUUCAGCUCGUGGAUUGGACAUCCCGUCAAUCAAAACGGUCAUAAACUAUGAUGUAGCACGUGAUAUUCACACGCACACGCACCGGAUUGGUCGAACUGGAAGAGCGGGUAAUUACUUAUUACAUUCACCCAUAGACUCAAUAGGAGACAUAAAAAAUGCUAAUUCUAACUUUUUAGUUUGUUGAUAAAAUCCUGUAAGGUGUGAACGUAAGAACCCCUGAACGUAAGAAUCCCUGUAUGCAAGAAUCCCUCAACGAGAGAUCCCUGGAACGUAAAAACCCGUGAACGUAAGAACCUAUGAACGUAAGGACCCCUGAAAGUAAGAACCCCCGAAUGUGAGAACACCUGGACGUAAGAACCCAUGGAUGUAAUAACCCCUGAACGCAUGAACCCCUUGAUUUAAGAACCCCUGAACGUCAGAAUGCCUGAAGGUAAGAACUCCUGGGCAUAACAACCCCUGAACGUAAGAAACCCUGUAUGUUAGAACCCCUGAACCUAACACCACCUGAAUUUAAGAACCCCUGAACGUAUGAACCCUUGAACCCAAGAAUCCUUGAGCGUAAGAAGCCAUAAACGCAAGAUCCCCUGAACGUAAAAACUCCCAAACGUAAGAAUCCCUGUAGCGUUUUGCUCAUUGAUUUUGUCUUUUCUUGUCUAGGUGAGAAGGGCGUGGCUUACACCCUUAUAACACCAGCGGAUCAGAACUUUUCAGGAGAUCUCGUGCGGAAUUUGGUGAGUUCUAAUAAUAACUAGCUACCGUAAAAAGCCCGUAUAAAGUAAUUACUGUACGUUACACUGCUUACCUCCUCCUCCGAUGACCUCAUAGUGGGCCAGACCACAGGGAGCCCGAACGCUGUUUUAGCUAAUAGACGCGCCAGACAAGCAAACGCAUUUAAUAACCAGCAAUGUUAUUUAAUAACCGUCUCUGAUCGGAUUCAAAUCUCUUCCAAAACGACUUAUAAAAACAGUGACAGGAACAAAGGAAAAUGUAUCUCAUUGUUUUAUUAGCUAAUACAGCGUAAAUACAUUUAUUUUUUUUCUAUUAGCUAAAACAGCGUUUGGCCUCCCUGUGGCCAGACGGAACAGUCACUCCUUAUUUCCCCCAUCUCUGGCCAUCCCCUGCCCGUGUAAAUUCCACGGUCCUCUUUAUAUUUGAAAUAUCAUUUUCCUUAGUUGCUUUUUACUUUUCUCUUGUGGUCAUUUUAAUUCUUGAUUGCCAAUUUAGUGCGUCACUUCAUGUGACCAUUUNUGAACGUAAGAAACCCUGUAUGUUAGAACCCCUGAACCUAACACCACCUGAAUUUAAGAACCCCUGAACGUAUGAACCCUUGAACCCAAGAAUCCUUGAGCGUAAGAAGCCAUAAACGCAAGAUCCCCUGAACGUAAAAACUCCCAAACGUAAGAAUCCCUGUAGCGUUUUGCUCAUUGAUUUUGUCUUUUCUUGUCUAGGUGAGAAGGGCGUGGCUUACACCCUUAUAACACCAGCGGAUCAGAACUUUUCAGGAGAUCUCGUGCGGAAUUUGGUGAGUUCUAAUAAUAACUAG
Molecule: messenger RNA, 2835 nt
Organism: Porites evermanni
Lineage: Eukaryota; Metazoa; Cnidaria; Anthozoa; Scleractinia; Poritidae
Source: the annotation of a GenBank genome assembly